UCUCUCUUGAAAGAGAUGACGUGUUGAAAGUUGGAAUAGCCACGACCCAAGCCAAAUCACCAUCAAGCAAGAAGCAACUAGAGCUCUUUCAUCAUAUAUCACACACAGUAUACAACAUUGAGAUAUGGAAUAAAGACUAUCACUCCUAUCCUCAGUCAGAUGUGCUAAUACAAGAUGCCUUCACUAAAACCAGGAGCACUACUAAAACUUCUCAUUCUAGUGUACAUGUAUCUACUUCACUUCUCGUCAGCAUACAAAGUCAUUAACACAUUCCAUGACACAGUCCAUGCAGGAGAGGUCAAGUACUACAGUCUCGAGUCCCGUUCCCCUGUAGUGCUGGCACUACACUCAAUAGAGGGUGACGCGGACAUUUUUGGAGCGCCCACGAGCAAAAACAGUAAACCCUCUGCCAGUUCGUUUGAGUACAUGUCGGCAUCAUGUGGUCUGGACGUGAUGGUCUUGCCAAUGAGUGAUAGUGUGAGGCGUGUGAGUGUCGGGAUAUUUGGACAUGUACGUCACGAGAGGACGCAGUACGAGGUGUGGGUGGUGGAGCCAGAGGAGGAGGACGUACUCAAGUAUCAGGUGUGGGAGGUUGAUCCAGAGACAAUGAGAAAGCAGCUGGUGAUUGAUGUGGACCCUCUGUUUCUUUCUAACGACCCUACACUACACAGUCUACUGGACUCCCUCUACUCGGCUGGGGGAUUUGUUGGCAGGACCCAAACUGGAGCAGCUGAUAUACUCAGAACAUUAUUGGAAUGGACUGGAUUUAUUUUGUUGAAAGUGUUAGAAGUAGGAGUAGAGAUAUUGACGUAGACUAGACUGUUAACUAAUUUUCAGCCCAGUCUGGUUGAGUAGAUAGCAUUAUUAUGAUACACAAAGUAAUCUUGGUUGAUUUAAUAUUGA
Molecule: messenger RNA, 903 nt
Organism: Halichondria panicea
Lineage: Eukaryota; Metazoa; Porifera; Demospongiae; Suberitida; Halichondriidae
Product: UPF0669 protein C6orf120 homolog
Exons: 2
Coding region: 175-813 (212 amino acids)
Source: RefSeq, a predicted model, not a curated record